Molecule: messenger RNA, 738 nt
Organism: Lodderomyces margitis
Lineage: Eukaryota; Fungi; Ascomycota; Pichiomycetes; Serinales; Debaryomycetaceae
Exons: 1
Coding region: 1-738 (245 amino acids)
Source: RefSeq, a predicted model, not a curated record
AUGUGCUACACAUCAUUCCCAAAAGUGGCCCGAAUGAAGAGCCUCGAAGAUAGAGCUGCAAAGAUGGACAUUACCAAUGACGCCUGCAACAAAUCCAAAGACAAUCACACACCAUUUAUAGUCGAAACCAGCGGAAAUUUUUAUGGUAGUAAUGAAAAGACACCAUUGAUCGAUUUAGAAGGCCAAAGAGAAGCCGAAAAGGAGGAUGCAGACCCAUUACGUGAGAUUGCAGAGUUGAUAGUGGCUCUGAAAAUGAAGAAAAUUAAACUUUACCAAAAAGUGUUUGUGUGGUUCGUUAUUGCUCUUGGCAUUAGUCGAUCACUAUGGAUGUUCAUAUUAAACAUCAGAUAUGAACUCUCCGAAGUCUUUACAUCCAAAUAUUAUCUAGGAGUGCUCCUGUCUUUAUAUAUUUUCAGAGGUGUCGCUAUUAAUCUACAACAUUAUUUAAUCACAGUCACUUUGAGAAAUUUACAAAAUUCAAACGAUUUGAACCAGCACAAUGUAUGCAAUAUUGGAUGCCUACCUAGACUUAUGUUUGGAAUUGGGUAUUCCUUGUCAAUUAGCUGGUCGCUAUGGGUGGCUUUAUUUUGUCCGCUUUCUGAAGUAAUGUUCCUCAUUAUCAUCGUACUUUGUUGUCUGGCACUUAUUUCACUAAAAGUUAAUAAAGUGGAUGAUAACGCGGAUGUUGAAGAGCUAUUACAAAAGGUUGUGCAAGGAAAGAGCGAACGCGGAACUUAA